AUGUUGCAGGUGGUGGGGAUGUUGCAGGUGGUGGGGGAUGUUGCAGGUGGUGGGGAUGUUGCAGGUGGUGAGGAUGUUGCAAGAGGUGAGGAUGCUGCAAGAGGUGAGAAUGCUGCAAGAGGUGAGAAUGCUGCAAGAGGUGAGGAUGCUGCAAGUGGUGAGGAUGCUGCAAGAGGUGAGGAUGUUGCAAGAGGUGAGGAUGCUGCAAGAGGUGAGGAUGCUGCAAGUGGUGGGGAUGCUGCAAGUGGUGAGGAUGCAGCAAGAGGUGAGGAUGCUGCAAGAGGUGAGGAUGCUGCAAGUGGUGAGGAUGCUGCAAGUGGUGAGGAUGCAGCAAGAGGUGAGGAUGCUGCAAGAGGUGAGGAUGCUGCAAGUGGUGGGGAUGCUGCAAGUGGUGAGGAUGCUGCAAGUGGUGAGGAUGCUGCAGGUGGUGAGGAUGCUGCAAGAGGUGAGGAUGAUGCAAGUGGUGAGGAUGCUGCAAGUGGUGAGGAUGCUGCAAGAGGUGAGGAUGCUGCAAGAGGUGAGGAUGCUGCAAGUGGUGAGGAUGCUGCAAGAGGUGAGGAUGCUGCAAGUGGUGAGGAUGCUGCAAGAGGUGAGGAUGCUGCAAGAGGUGAGGAUGCUGGUGAGGAUGCUGCAAGUGGUGAGGAUGCUGCAAGUGGUGAGGAUGCUGCAAGUGGUGAGGAUGCUGCAGGUGGUGAGGAUGCUGCAGGUGGUGAGGAUGCUGCAAGUGGUGAGGAUGCUGCAAGAGGUGAGGAUGCUGCAAGUGGUGGGGAUGCUGCAAGUGGUGAGGAUGCUGCAAGUGGUGAGGAUGCUGCAGGUGGUGAGGAUGCUGCAAGAGGUGAGGAUGAUGCAAGUGGUGAGGAUGCUGCAAGAGGUGAGGAUGCUGCAAGUGGUGAGGAUGCUGCAAGAGGUGAGGAUGCUGCAAGAGGUGAGGAUGCUGCAAGUGGUGAGGAUGUUGCAAGAGGUGAGGAUGCUGCAAGAGGUGAGGAUGCUGCAAGAGGUGAGGAUGCUGCAAGAGGUGAGGAUGCUGCAAGUGGUGAGGAUGUUGCAAGAGGUGAGGAUGCUGCAAGAGGUGAGGAUGCUGCAAGAUGUGAGGAUGCUGCAAGAGGUGAGGAUGCUGCAAGUGGUGAGGAUGCUGCAAGUGGUGAGGAUGCUGCAAGUGGUGAGGAUGCUGCAAGUGGUGAGGAUGCUGCAAGUGGUGAGGAUGCUGCAAGUGGUGAGGAUGCAGCAAGUGGUGAGGAUGCUGCAAGUGGUGAGGAUGCUGCAAGUGGUAAGGAUGUUGCCAGUGUUAAGGAUGUUGCCAGUGUUAAGGAUGCUGCAAGUGUUAAGGAUGUUGCCAGUGUUAAGGAUGCUGCAAGUGUUAAGGAUGUUGCCAGUGUUAAGGAUGCUGCAAGUGUUAAGGAUGUUGCCAGUGUUAAGGAUGCUGCAAGUGUUAAGGAUGUUGCCAGUGUUAAGGAUGCUGCAAGUGGUGAGGAUGCUGCAAGUGGUGAAGAUGCAGCAAGUGGUGAGGAUGCAAGUGACGAGGAUGUUGCAAGUCUGACAUGGUUGGGAAGGACACUACCAGUGAGACAUGGUAGGAGAGGCCGCACCAGUGAAGCGACCAAUUAG
This is a messenger RNA of Procambarus clarkii (red swamp crayfish), 1605 nucleotides long. The record is from RefSeq and is a predicted model, not a curated record. NCBI's taxonomy places the organism in Eukaryota, Metazoa, Arthropoda, Malacostraca, Decapoda, Cambaridae.